This is a messenger RNA of Rotaria sp. Silwood1, 4068 nucleotides long. Lineage: Eukaryota; Metazoa; Rotifera; Eurotatoria; Philodinida; Philodinidae. The record is from the annotation of a GenBank genome assembly.
AUGACGAAUAUCUUCCGCAGCAGUACACAUCCAACAGGUCUUCAACAAGCUAUUGAAAGAGCUACUGAUAGUAGUCAAGCAAGUGAAGAUUGGAGUUUAAUAAUGAAAAUUUGUGAUUAUGUUAAUAGUCAUGAAGAAAGUGCAAAAGAAGCAAUGAAAGUCAUACGAAAACGUUUACAAAUAAAUCCAUUACAACAAGGAUGGCAUACUGUUGGAUUAAUUCUUUCUUUAUUAGAAGCCUUAACAAAAAAUUGUGGAAAAAUAUUUCAUUUACAAAUUGCACAUAAAGAUUUUUUAAAAGAACUUAAAGGAGUUAUUGGACCAAAAAAUAAUCCACCUCUAGCAAUACAAGAAAGAGUUCUUAGUAUGAUUCAAAACUGGGCAUUAGCUUUUCGUAACGAUCCAGAUUUAAAAAAUGUCCAACAUUUUUAUAGUGAAUGUGUACAACAUGGUUUACAAUUUCCAUCACAUGAACCAGAAGAUAUUAUUAAAGCAUCUUUAACACCUACACGAACUAUCGAACGACCUUUACAAAGUACACGUUCUAUGCCUCAACAAAGUUAUGGAACAAUGGGUGGACAAAAUCGGUCAGCAUCAAAUGAUUUUUCACAUUCCGUUUCAAACAAUCAAACAGGUGCACAGUCAAUGUCAGCUGAACAAAUAGCAAAAUUACGUAGUGAAUUAGAUAUUGUACAAACAAAUGCUGAAGUAUUUGGUGAAAUGCUUAUAACAUUACAACCGAGUGACGAAAAUCCACAAGAUUUCGAACUAUUAAUGGAAUUACACAAUACAUGCAAACAAAUGCAAGCUCGUGUUAUUGAUUUAUUAUCUCAAAUAACUAUUGACGAUAUAACAGUCGAUCUUUUACGAUAUAAUGAUCAAUUUAAUAAUGCAUUUAAACAAUUUGAAAAUUAUAUGCAAGAACGUAAUAGACGUUUUGGUUCAUCACAAAUGCCAAUAUUAAAUCGAACGGGAACAUCACCAACUCGAACAAAUUCAAUGUCACAAUCACCAACAAAUAAAACAUUAUCAUCAUCGCGUGAUACUGAUAAUGUACCAGCAUUAAUUACAUUUGAGGAUGAACCAAUAAAUAAUUUUCAAAAUAUGCGUAUUAAUCCAACAUCACAGGGUGUUGUACCAAGAAAUACUCAACCGCAAUCAACAGCUUCAACAACAACUCGAGCUGCUACGAAUUAUCAAGAUCCCGAACGUGAUGUCAGAGAAGUUGAACAUUGGUUAAAAAUUCAAGGCGAUGAUCCUGAUAAUGAUGAACCAUUGCAACAAGACGAUGGAACGACAGCUGCAUUUGAUAAUUUUUUAAAAAAACGUGCAUCAACUAUUCCUGAUGAACCAAUAUCUGAACAACAAAUUCGUUUUAAUAUACAAGACCCACCAAGAAAAACUCAAAAAGAUAGUACUUAUCUACUCUCAAUAAAUAAUCCAAAUAAGUCUCCAAAAUAUUGGCCAAAUUUACUUAUUUUUUUUGAACCGACAAAAGAUUUAGAAAAAGAACUGAUAAGAAAACAGAUUGCAAAUAGUCAUUAUAUGCAAAAAAAUCCAUGGAUUCAUUUAAUGCUAUCAAAACGUAUUGAUACAGCAAUUGAUGAAUUUUGUUGUUUAUGUCUCAGAGAUCAUGUAUAUCCAUGGUUAUCACAAAUUACUCAUGACGAUAGUGUGGUUUAUGAAGCAAAACAUGUCUUUCGUUUUUUUUUGGCAACAGUUAUUCGUCGUAUACAAAAUGUUGAUAUCAAUGCAUUCGUUCUUGAACGUCUUCUUCCAUUAAUAUUUCAAACAUAUGAUCGUUAUAUUCAAACAAUUAAAAUUCAAUCUCCUAAUGAAUCUCAAUGUUCAAUUGAAUUUCUGAAAAAAAUUUUUAAAAAUGAUCUUCAUAUAACAAUGUAUAAUCGUCAAUCUGAAUUAAAAUAUUUAAAACGUCUUAUACUUGAUUUAAUGCCAAUAAUAACACCAAAAUUUAUCUAUGAAUGUAAAGGUUCUCGUCAUUUUUUAAGUGAAUUAAUUGCAUGUCAAAUUCUUAUUGAUGGUAUUGAUGCUAUAUGUCAACCUAAUACAUUAAAUCGUUUAUUUCAUCUUUAUUUUAUAACUGCUAUACAACGACGUAAUUCAAUAUUAAAUAUAAUUUCAAAUUCAACAGAUUCAUCUGUUGAAUUAUUAACACAUUUUUCUACAAUGAAUGGACCUAUACAUAAAAAUAAAUUAAGUUUACAAUUAACUGAUGUUAUGUAUGAAAAAGAAUUAUUAAGUCAAUUUAGUCGUGUACUUGAUCGUUAUGGUUCAAUUGGUUUAUUAAGUAUUUAUAUGACAUUAUCAGAUUUAUUAAAUGAUAUACCAUCAGCAUCAAAUAUAUUAGUACGAAAAAAAAUAUAUCGACGUUUAAAACAUAUUGAUGAACGUUAUCUUAAUAGAAAAAAUUCUGAUGGUUAUGUUAGUAUUUGUAAUUUAUAUGAUAUAAAUGAUACAUUAAUUGAUGAUAUUAAAUUAUUAAUAUAUAAUCAUUUAGAACAAUGUGUUAAUGAUGAUAAUGAUGAAAAUAAGUCAGAUAAAUUAAAUGAAAAAUUUGAUAUGCAACAUACAUUUUCAUUAUUAUCAAAAUUUCAUUGUAAAAUUUAUGAAUUAGUUGAAGAAAAAUAUCAACGAUGUUUUUUAACAAGUGAUGAACAUUUUCUUUAUAUGUGUGGUAGAAGAAUGGAUUCACCAGAUUAUAAAAUUAUUGAACAAAAUUUGGAUGAUAAUACAUUAGAUUUCAAUCAUAUGGAAGAUAUCAGAAAUUCUAAUGGAAAUAUAAAAAAAUCCAAUGUAUCAAGACAUUAUACAACAACAUCAUACAAAGAAUUGGAAGAAAAAGAUGAAGUAAAUCGAAGAUAUCCAGAAGAUACAACAAGUAUUAGCAGUAAUAGUUCUAUUGAUGAAAGAGAUUUAAAUACAUGGCGUAUUCAUAUUUGUGGCAUUGAUGAAUUACGUGAUAAUAUGAAUUCCAAUACAAAAUAUUUUGCAUUCAUAAUUGAAGCACGACGAUUAGAUGCUAAUAGUGAAAAUUCAUUAAAUAAUGAUGAUGAAAGAAAUCAUUGGUUUGUAUUAAGACGUUAUCAAGAUUUUUAUUUAUUAGAACAAAAAUUAAUACGUUUUCAUGGAGUUUUUUCUGAUGCACGUUUACCACCAAAACGAUCGACAACAUUUGCUCGAAAUCGAGAAUUUAUGGAAUCAAUUAAAAAAGAGUUUGAACAUUUUUUAAGACAUUUAUUAUCUAAACCAACAUUACGUAACAGUGAAUUAUUAUACAAUUUUCUUACACAACCGGAUGAUUUUACUUUACCAAAUGGUGAAGAUGUGUUAGCAAAAAUGUUCAGAGUUGUACCACGUCGAUUACGUACUGAGAAAGGUCAAUAUCUGGAUCCAUUUCUUGUAUCAUUAAUAAAUUAUGCUGAACCAGUUAAACCAAAAGCAACACAACCAAUUCCAGUUUUUAAUGAUAUUAUCGAAGAAAAACUUAACAAUACAAUCUAUGGAAAUAAUGCAAAUAUAAUAGAUCCUAUAGAAGAAUUUACAAUAGAAGAAAAAUCAAUGUCUCAUGAACUUGAUAGUGCUUAUGAUCAUUUAAUUGUUGUUGCUAAACAAGUCUUUUCUGCAUCACCUUUAUUAAUUUAUCUAUUAGAUUUACUUCGUAUACCAUUAAAAAAUUCAUUUGAUACAUUCUUUACACAAUUUAUUGAUGAUAGUGUAGAUGAUAUUAUUAAUGAUGAAGAGAAUAUUAUUGAUGUAAUUCAUGCUCUUCGAGAUGUAGUUUUUCCAAAUGAUGCAGAAGAUAAAGGUCCAACAGAUUUAGUCAAUUUUGAUGAUGUUGUUGCAGCAGCUGAAGAAUUUUUACCUAAUGUAAUCAAAAUUGUACUUGGUAAAUCAAAUGUUCAAAAUGGUUUACAAAUGAUCUUUCGAUAUUUUCAAGAUCCAUUACUUAAUAAACAAUUAUUUUAUAUGAUUCUCGAUGAAGUACUCUUACAACUUUUUCCUGAAUUACAAGCACAUUUCGAAAAAGCAAAUAUUCGUUUACCAUAA